This is a messenger RNA of Dromiciops gliroides (monito del monte), 5862 nucleotides long. RefSeq names its product family with sequence similarity 174 member B (gene FAM174B). The transcript has 3 exons. The record is from RefSeq and is a predicted model, not a curated record. Bases 177 to 644 code for a protein of 155 amino acids. NCBI's taxonomy places the organism in Eukaryota, Metazoa, Chordata, Mammalia, Microbiotheria, Microbiotheriidae.
GGCGGCGGCUGCGCGGGCUCUUCCGGCCUCCGCCGUUUCCUGCAAAGCAGAAUCCCCCACCCCCUGCCCGGCCCCUUGUUUCCUCCAGCCUGCGACCCCAGCAGCUCUUCCCCCGGCCCAGCCCAGCGCGGCCCCGGCGGAGCGCACGGUUCUGGUUAGCUGCAGCCGCGAGCAUCAUGAUAGCGCUGCCUUCCCCGGUGCUGCUCUUAAUCCUGCUGGCUCCCGGAGCCUGGGCUAGCGUAUCUAUCCCUUCGCCCAAGCAGCAGCCCCAGCCGCAGCUGCCUGUGCCGCAGGAGCUGAGCCCCGCGGCGGGGCCGGGGAAUGUCACCCAGCUGGAAGGAGAGGAGGCGGUGGGCGUCAGCUCCAACCGAAGUGAAACCUUGGUGACCCGCAUCUCCAGCCUGCUCCGGGACCUGCCCACCCUUAAGGCGGCCGUGAUCGUGGCGUGCGCCUUCACCUCCUUCCUCAUCGCCUGCUUGCUGCUCCGGGUGUUCAGGUCUGGAAAGAGAAUAAAGAAAACCCGGAAAUAUGAUAUCAUUACGACUCCAGCAGAGAGAGUAGAAAUGACUCCUUUAAAUGAAGAAGAUGAUGAGGAGGAAGACUCAACAGUUUUUGAUGUCAAAUACAGGUAUAUUUACAGGUAAAACCCACUUUUUGGGAGUUGGGGCACACCAUGGAAAAUCAGUCAACCAUUUGAAAGCCCUGCUGGACCCUAAAGUGUGAAAGGGAGGGUGGAAGUCAUCAUCUCUGAAGCAUUGAUACCAAAACAAAUAUUUCCUCUGACUCCAGGACCUUAUUUAUAAACUGUUCAGCAGCAGGCGGGCCUGUGUUGAACUUCUAUGUCAAAAUAUCAGAAUUAAGCUCUUCAUUGCCAAACCACUACUUUGGGUUAACCUGUGUUACUCCUUUGAAUGUCUCUUUCAAAUGCCACCAAGCUUCAGUUCUCUCCUCUUGAAGAGGUUCUUUGAUAAGGGGGAAGGGUAGAAACUCUUUUUUACUUUUCUCCUUUUAAAGCAGAUUUCUGCAAGAUGAGAAUAUUAAAAAAAAUAUACCCAGACCCCAAACAGUAAAAAGCCAGAAGAAAAUUCAACUCUGUGAUUUAGAAUUAGAUACUUUUCUUCUCUCUGGCUCUUGAGUCUGGAGAUCUGAGGUUAUACUAACCUCUUGGCUGCUUUAAAUUCUAGCCACUUGCCUUAAUCAUUUGGUAAGUGUGUUUAAUGGAAAAGCAGAUUUCAACAGUGGUGGCUAGUGGGUCUUUGCUAAACCAGCCUUGCUAGGAUGUGUGUUUGUAUGUGACCGACUUAAUUGAUGAAGAAAAUUGUGAUCACUUGCUACUGAUUUCAACAAUUGCACUAGCCCCUACUGAAUCAUGCUAUUCCUCAUGCUCCAGUGGAAGCUAAUUGGUGUAUGAAAUGAAGUAGUUUUCGUUAGGCUUAUUAUUAUUAUUUUUAUUAUUUUUCUAAAGAGUGUGAGUUCAACAGAAUUAGGCUUGGCUGGUUUGAAAAGAAUCAUGGAUUUCAGGAAAAAAAUUAUAUGUUUUAUGAUUUUUCCUCCUCUGCUGGGAAAAUAAAACACCAGGCAGCUUUUGGUUUGUGUAAAAAUUUGUGCCAUUUUUCUUCCCCUGAUUUUGCCACAGCUGUGAAAUGUGUGUGUGUGUGUGUGUGUGUGUGUGUGUGUAUCUUUCAGUUGCCUAAAUUUAACUGAGUGACAGUUUGGACUGCUGAGGAACAGAGGUUGGUCAGUGACUUGUAUCAGAAAGUAAAUUUGGAACUGGAGAGAGAACACUUUUUUCAUCAAACGGGAAAUAUCCCUGCCACGUUGGGCUGAUGAAUCUCAUUUAUUGUAAAGUAUACAUUUAUGUAGAAGUGAGAGAUGUAUUUUUGGUUUCCUCUUAUACUUCAGGAAUAAUGAGUUUAGGCAAUAAGUAUUUCUCUUUUGAAAUGACAUUUGCAUCAUUUACAAGGAUUUCUGGAUUCAUAGCUUUAGAAGUAUGUGCAUCUGUUGAUUGCCAGUCACCCAGAAGUGACUGAAUUUGCCUUUGUUUGAACAUUGCACUAAAGUCUGUUAGUGGCACCUUUUGGGACCCCAGGGAAUUCAGGUCUGAUGAAACAGUUUUCCCUCCUCCUCUUCCUCCUCUUCCUUCUCCUCCUUCUCCUUUGUCCUUGUCCUUCUCCUCCUUCUCUUGUCCUUCUUCUCUUUUCUCCUCCUCCUCCCUUUCCUUCCCCCCUCUUUCUUUGCUCGUUCUUGUUUUUUUCUGGUCCUUCUGCACCCAUUUCUCUUUGUGCACUUUGCAGUCGAUUGGAGGAAGUCUAUAUUAUUAAAAUAUUUCUCUUACAGCUCCCUGGGAAGGUUUUUUAGCAGUUCUGAGGCUCCCGGCAUACUCGCACUCUUGGGAGAUCCAUAGACCUUUUUAUACUAUCUCAGUUUGCUGGUACCACAAAUAACUCGUGCAGACACGAUGCUUUGAAUAUAGCAGGCCACAAAGACUCCCUGUAAGAAUACCUCUUUGUGCUGCCGUAGCAUUUUGAAUCAAACUAGAAAAGGCUUUGUGGCUAUUGAUACCAACAUACAGUGCCUCCUGGACCAUGGCCCUAUAUAUUGGCUUCAUGUGUUGACCUUUUUUCUUAUUUUUUCCCUUUUUUUUUUUUUUUUGCCAUCUGCCAAAGAGGGUGGGAAUAGGAACAGAGAAGGAUGUGGUUACUCCAAUCUCUUGAAAAUGUACUCUCAGCCAGAGUGGUGACUAUAAAUGACACCUUCCUAUUUACCAUCUGCUCCUUCUUUACCUUGAACUGGAACUGUGCUGAUACAUUGCCUUUUAAAAUAUUCACUUUCCUCCCUGCCCCCAUUCCAUUUCCAAGAUAGGUCAAACCCCCUGGAUUUUCUUUCCUUUAUGAGCUGGUUGUCAGACUUAUGUUCCUGGAAUCAUUAGUGAUCUCUGAAGCAGGUCACCAUGGAUGACCCUUAAAAUUCUUAGUGGAAUCUCUGGAUAAAACAAAUUAUUUUUGAUAGUGAUGCUUUUUGAAACAGAACAUGUGCCUCUUUCUCUUAGGGAUCUUACUGAUACCCUUUAAGGCUUAUUUAUUUCAAAGCUUUAUUAGCAUCAAGUUCAUUGGAUGGUUCCACAAACCUGAAUUAGAAAAAAAAAAUGUUAAAAAAAAAUAGUGUUGGGGGGAAAAGUUUGCUUUACUUUUAUUUUCACAUGGGUCUGGUGGACAAAUUUUUAGAAACUUCCUCUCCUUAUGUAUAAUGAUGAAAACUCAUUUUCAUAAUGGGACAGUUUCUUGGGAAGACCUUGGGAUUUCUCUAAAGGUUAUGCACCAAUCUCAACUCUGACCUGAAUUAAACUUUCUGAUAUUGCUAUUGCUCAUUAUUUCAUACGUACGUAUGUAUGUAUGUAUGAUGAGGAUGAGCUUAAGAGAAGGAGUUUGUAACUCGCCAUUUUAAAUAAUCAGAAAUAAGGAGAUGUCUAAUUCUUUUUCUAGGGACUCCUUUUUUUAAAAAAUGGCAUUCUGACCAAUAGUGAAAAUUUAAAAGCAUCCUCUUUUCUCAGUUUGGGGUUUUGAAACCUAAAUACCUCAGGCCUGGUGUUUGGUUCUGGACUUAAGAGAUUCUGCUUAACCGGUACCCACUAGACCAGGGGCAUUUUCUUCUUUGAGAAAUUUGUCUUACAUUGGUCUAUAUGUACAUUCAUGGAGCAAUGAGAGGAGGAAAAAAAGCUUGUUCUGCAGUCUACCUUCUUAUUGAUCGACUGAGCCACAGAUAGAAAAUGACUUUUUCUGAUUCCCCUACUUGCAUUUUCACUUGGAUAAUGAAUUGUGAAUUGGGAAGUGUCCUUCAGCAUACAUCUUUCCAAUAAAGGAAGAUAACAUUUAAAAAAAUUCCUCACUAUACUAUGUAAAGCCCAAGGUUGAAGGCAGAAAAGAUAAUGACUUCAACACUUAUCACCUCUUCCUUCAAAGUGGAUGGCAUAUUGAAAAAGUGAUGUUAGGAUUGAUUAUUUUAUAACUUAUUGUUAGGAGGAGGGUGUGUGAGGAGGAAGGCAUUGGAAGAAUGUUUAAAAGUGACAGGCUUCAUGUUAACCCUAAAGGAUUCUGUGAAAAAGCUUGAGUUUUAUUUGUUAACACUUCUUUGAUAAAAUGCCUACUUUCUAGACAAAACUUUUCACCAGACAAAGAUCAAACUGGUUAGUUGCAGGAAGGAUGGCUCCUGGCAGCAUUAACAGUCUUACAUUUGCCUAAAAAAGGAUACCGUGCUGCAUUGUCACCCAAAGACUAGAAUCUUUCUGUUGGAUUAAGUAUGGGCAGAAGGGAAGAAAUGGGCUCUAGGCUUUGUACAACAGAACCAAGAAACUUAAGCUGUCUCUAAAGUGCUUUCGCCAGAGGAUUAAAAAAAGAGAGGCUGUCUUUUUAGGUCAAUAGUUGAUAAUUGAUGACAAUUUGGAGGACUCUUUCCUGGUACAAUUUAACUGCUUGAAUCAGUCGAAUCUAUGCUUUUGGGGGGAAAAAAACCCCAAAAAGUUGAGACCUGGGGAAAAUGCCUGAGUCAUGGUAUCACCAGUUGGUUACCGCAAAUGAAGGCUCUCACUUUAUUGCAGCAACUCCAUCAGAGACUUGGAUCCAGUUACCGCUUCAUACUGUGGCUAUAUGUUUCUACUUCAUGCUGUGUUGAUGAAAGAACAAUUAGUUUUUAUUGAACAGACAAUAGAGAGUUUAUGAACAUUUGAUACGAAGUCAGUAAUAUAUACUUUAUUGAAUUUUUUUGUAAUAAAGGCUCUAAGUUGCAUUAUCUUUUGGAAAUGAUUGAAAAUGAAUGGUCUUAGUUCUUUUGAAUGAUUUGUCAUUACCACUACAAUGAUGUAAGGUAUUUUGUUUGUAUUUUGUAUUGCAGAGUACCAAUAUGGAUAUACUUUUAAAAGUGACUCAAUAUUUGCUGCUAUUUUGUGUACAUUGUCUUUCGGCCUGCUUCCACAUGAGGUUUAUGGAAAAGGAUUUUUUGGAAAAAACAACAACACCCUCUCCUUGAUUUUUCUGAGAUAGAAAGCAAAACAUUAUAGGUGGCAUAUGCCAUGAUGUGGCUUUCCUGCUAGACCUAGGUCACUUUUAAACUCCAUUUAAAAACCUUACUAGUUGAUUUAAUGAGACUGAAGGGAAGAUUGCCUUUUUUUUUUUUUUUUAAGGCUACCCGCUUUAAAAUGAGAUUUCUAGUGUUCCUUGUAAUUUUGCUGCGAUGUCCUACUGUUAAUAGAGAAGAAUCAUAUGAAGGCCCUUUUUUUUCUUUUUUCUUUCUUUUUUUUUUUUGCGGGCCAAUGAGGGGUUAAGUGACUUGCCCAAGGUCACAUAGCUAGUAAGUAUCAAGUGUCUGAAGCUGUAUUUGAACUCAGAUCCUCCUGAAUCCAGGGCUGGUGCUUUAUCCACUGCACUACCUAGAUGCCCCCUGAAGGCCCAUUCCUAAGAACCUUCAUAUUCCUGAAGGAAAACUUUAGGUCAUUUUAGUUUAGGGUUUUUUUAUUUUUUGGGUUGUUGGCAAGUAGGAGAUAGGGGAGGAUGGCCUACAACCCUCAGAAUGGCUGUCAGAACUGAGGCAUGCUUUGGUCUUCAGGUUUGAAAGACUAAUCAUUUUCUUGUCUGUUUGCUUUAUAUGUUUCCUAAAGGUUUUUUUUUUAAGGACUGAUAACUAAUAAGUAGCUCACUCUGGGGUGCCACUCUGUCAUAAUCCAUAACAUUAUGACUAGAUCAUUUUUCAAAAUUAGGGGUUUGUGGGGGUUUUAUUUCUCUCCUUUUUGAUUUGUAGGUGUCAAAAUUUGUUUUGCUACCACCUUUGCUCUAAGACUAGCAUUGUUUCUUUUGUAAUAAUCCUGUUUUG